AUGCUCAGAUCCUCGCUCGUUAGACGGACGCUUGCGACCCAUGCCUCAGAGGUGGCCCCUCCACCAGCUGUGCGCCACAAUUGGGCGAGAGAUGAGGUCCAGAAGGUCUACGAGACUCCUCUGCUUGAUCUCGUCUUCCGGGCUGCUGCUGUACACAGAGAACACUUUGAUCCAACGAAGAUCCAACUGUGUACCCUGAUGAAUAUUAAAACCGGUGGAUGCACAGAGGACUGCUCGUACUGCUCUCAGUCGUCUAAAUACUCGACCGCUACCAAGGCGUCCAAGCUCGUUGACAUCGAACCCGUCCUCGAGGCUGCACGGAAAGCCAAGGCGAACGGAAGCACUCGUUUCUGUAUGGGCGCUGCAUGGCGAGAUCUCGCAGGCCGGAAGAGUGGCUUCAAACGCAUUCUGGAGAUGGUCACGGAAGUGCGUAAGAUGGACAUGGAGGUCUGCACGACGUUAGGAAUGUUGUCCCCCGCCCAGGCUCAACAACUUAAGGAGGCUGGGCUCACGGCCUAUAACCACAAUCUCGACACUUCGCGAGAGUUCUACCCAAAGGUCAUCACCACCAGAAGCUACGAUGAACGGCUCGAUACCAUCUCUGCCGUUCGUGAUGCAGGUAUCAGUGUAUGCUCUGGAGGUAUCCUUGGGCUUGGCGAGUCUGCGGAGGACCGCGUCGGUUUGAUCUGGGAAGUUUCAAACAUGCCAGAACAUCCAGAGUCGUUCCCUGUGAAUGCGUUGGUCGCAAUACCCGGUACACCUCUCGAAGGAAAUGACCCCGUCCCGCACCAGACCAUCCUACGGACCAUUGCUACAGCCCGUAUAGUGCUCCCAAAGACCAUCAUUCGACUGGCGGCCGGCCGACAGACGUUCAAUGAGAGCGAGCAGGCGAUGUGCUUCAUGGCAGGUGCCAAUGCGGUGUUUACAGGCGAACAGAUGCUUACCACUCCGUGCUCUCCGUGGGACGAAGACAAGGCAAUGAUGUCUCGCUGGGGUCUCGAGGGCAUGAAGAGUUUCUCCCAGGUUGACGUUGCUCGGAAGGAAGGAGCCAGACUGACGUCGUCGCCUGUCUCUACGCUUGAGCAAAUCACGGCCGCGGACUCGAAGGAAACGUCGUCAAGCUCGCUGUGA
This is a messenger RNA of Stereum hirsutum FP-91666 SS1, 1131 nucleotides long. Its product is annotated as biotin synthase BioB. The transcript is spliced from 8 exons. Lineage: Eukaryota; Fungi; Basidiomycota; Agaricomycetes; Russulales; Stereaceae. The record is from RefSeq and is a predicted model, not a curated record. Bases 1 to 1131 code for a protein of 376 amino acids. Gene Ontology annotation, cellular component: mitochondrion. Gene Ontology annotation, biological process: biotin biosynthetic process. Gene Ontology annotation, molecular function: 2 iron, 2 sulfur cluster binding; biotin synthase activity.